Molecule: messenger RNA, 21576 nt
Organism: Corythoichthys intestinalis (scribbled pipefish)
Lineage: Eukaryota; Metazoa; Chordata; Actinopteri; Syngnathiformes; Syngnathidae
Gene: ncoa1
Product: nuclear receptor coactivator 1
Exons: 21
Coding region: 4699-9078 (1459 amino acids)
Biological process (GO): positive regulation of transcription by RNA polymerase II; cellular response to hormone stimulus
Cellular component (GO): nucleus
Molecular function (GO): nuclear receptor binding; protein dimerization activity
Source: RefSeq, a predicted model, not a curated record
UCUCGGUUCAUUCCUAAUUGCGUCCCAAAGACCGCGCUGACUGUUUAUCUCCGUUUUACUUGGUAUAAUUCAAUAAUCGGAAUUUGGAUGUUUGUGAAUCCUUCUCGAAUCUUCCACAGCCGAAUCGCGAAUAAUCUAAGAAUCGGAAAUUUCGCACGCCUCUAAUUCAUAUGUGAAAGCAUUAUAGUCCGUUUUUAAAGCAUUCGGUGGUGCCUUGAGAUGUAAGUUUUUGGAGAUGAGACUCGUCAUUUGGUUGAUUAAAUUGUGAAUCAAAUGGGAACCGUAAUAUCUUACAGGUAAAUCGUCACUAUCUUACAGUAAUUUUUUUAACAAAAAUUGAUUGUAAAUAUAAGUAUUCGUCAAAAUUGUCCUUUGUUUCCUGAAAAAUCUGAAAUAUUUGAGGAAAAAGCGGCAUGGAAAAUGAAUGAAUAAUUUUUUAAGGCGUUAAGAUCGGUUCUGUCCAUUACUUUUACUGACAGAAUACAGUGCCCUUCCAUAAUUAUUGGCACCCCUGGUUAAGAUGUGUUUUUUAGCUUCUAAUAAUUUUUUAAAUUCAAAUAAUAUGGGACCUUAAUGGAAAAAAAGAGAAAAAUCCAACCUUCAAUCCAAGUGCAUGUAUUCAGUGGGGAAAAAAUUCCACAUAAAGAAAUAAUUAUUUGACAUCAAAUAAUGUGUGUCACAAUUAUUAGCACCCCUGGUGUUAAUACUUUGUACAAGCCCCUUUUGCCAACAAAACAAGGUCUGGGGACUGAGAUGGCCAUGGGAGGAGCUUGAUUUUGUGUCUGGUGAACCAUUUCUGUGUAGAUUUGGCCAUAUGUUUAGGGUCAUUGUCUUGCUGAAAGACCCAGUGACGACCCAUCUUCAGCUUUCGGGCAGAGGGCAACAGAUUUUGAUUUAAAAUGUCCUGGUAUUUCAAAGCAUUCAUGAUGCCAUGCACCCUAACAAGGUUCCCAGGGCCUUUGGAAGAGAAACAGCCCCACAACAUCACUGACCCACCCCCAUACUUCACAGUGGGUAUGAGGUGCUUUUCAGCAUGCGCAUCUUUCGUGGCACGCCAGACCCACUUAGUGUUUGUUGCCAAAAAGCUCAAUCUUGGUCUCAUCUGACCAAAGCUCACGGUCCCAGUUGAAGCCUGGGACCGUGUGUAUUUUUGUGCUGUUUUUCUGGAUUUUGUUUGAUUUUGCAAGGCCCACAGAAAAUUCUAUUUUCUAUUGUUCUAAGUUCUAUUGCUAUAUAAACAUGGAACCCACCAAAAGAAAGACUAGACUCUCUUCUUUCAGCAGAAAAAAAGUUAUUUCAUAUCUUUUUCCAUUCUUUAGAAAUCAGCAUUAGAAAAUAUCUUAGCUUGAGCAAUUUUCCAAUUUCUGAUGAAAAAACCGAGAAAUUGAGCCUUUUGUGAAAGCAUACAUUUCAAACAUAACUUUGACUUAUACACAGCUAUUUUUUGCUUUAGUUACAUCCCAAACAUCUGAAUAAUGUUUUCUUUUUAAAAAAUAAGAUAAACAACAAGACAAAUAGAGCUUUUGAUAGCAAAGUAACAAUUUUUUUCCACAUAACUAACUGAAAGAUGAUGCUGUUCUGGCUGCGACAGCCGGUUAAACUUUUCCCUCAUCGCCGUCUGUCUCAUAAAGAUGAAUUUUUUUGAGUCCCUGCGGGCUCUGCUCGCGAGCAGCACGAACGCAACGUCGGUCGUCCAGCGCCUGGCAUCCCGGGCCUCCUACUGUUUGUUCUGCUUGGUCGUCCGCCGCCUGGCAUCCAUUCGGUCGUGUUCUGCCGGCGGCCGCCCGUGCGGUUUGGUCUUUCGUUGCCGUUGAAUUGCGUGAGUCUUACCAAAUGCGCUACUGCCCUCCAGUGGCCAGUUUUAUUGCUUUAAAAUGGAUUUUCAGCUUUGUGCUUUGGAGGUAAAUUGAAUCACGACCCAGAGAUGCCUUUUUUGGAGAAAAAAACAAAAACAAAACACAAACGUAAAAGACGUAUAAAUACGCUUUUGGGACACUGAAACAUACAAUAGAAUACAAUACAAUACAAUAGAAUGUAUUUAUACGUUUUUGGGAGCAAAUGAGUUAACAAAUGCCAUUUUCGUGUGAAAUUUGGUGCGUAGUGGCUUACAGUCAGGUGCGCCUUUAGUGUGAAAAUUAUGGUAAAUUUUGAGGCCUGACUUUGAAUGGUCAUCUUUCAAUGUCAUUCUUCGAUUCGCCCUUUCCAGUCAAAAUGGAUUGUACGUCUUAAUCAUUAAAGAGCAUACAACAGGAGAAAAAAAGUCUUAACUAGCAUUAUUAUGUGAAUUAGAAUCAUAUUUUGAGACGAUUCGACUAUAUACAACAAUUUCGCAAAGCGCAGAUGACGAGAAAUUAGUUUUUUAAUCUGCCGGUUAGCCACGCCUACCGUUAUAGGGCUCUAGCGUCCCCAACAGGUGGAUGACGUCAGCGGGUGACUGGGCUCAUCGGUUUUACUAUUCAGCCCAUUCAGGGGGAAUUAUUCAAAACGAGGAAAACGCGACGAAGAGAGCCGCAAAAUGUCAUUGUCAGUCUCUCUACUCCAAUAUUUUUACAGGAUAUUCUUUUUAUCCAAGUAUUUUUCCCCAAUAGCUAAAUAAAUGGCUUGAGAAGGGCCAGUCAGCCCGUCGAGGGGGAACUAUUCACAACGAGGAAAACGCGACGAAGAGAGCUGCAAAAUGUCAUUGUUUCUGUCUCUUUACUUCAAUAUUUUCUACAGUAUAUUCUUUUUAUCCAAGUAUUUUCCCCAACUGCCUAAUAAAUAGCAUGGUCAUGACAAAUAACAGUCUUGUGCUAAAUGGAAUAUGAAAUAAUAAAAAUGCACUUAUUUAGGACGACAUGGCAAAAUUACUCCAUAUUGGGCAAAACUGUCGACUUCACCUUUACUGUCGCACCUCCCGAACGAUAUUUUAUGACACCUAAAUCGGACAUAUGUCAUUUCCCUUUCCCGGCUUUGGAGAAUGUAAACAAACCAAGAGGCGUGACAGUUAGCCGACAUGUUAACGCGAACCGAGUGAUGUUUCAAAGUCUUCGAAGCGGAAAAUCACACAUAACUAGCCCGGAUUAUUUGACAUGACGACUGGGUUGUCGAUUGUCUUCGCGGAUCGGCAAACCGCCAGGCGGAGAGCAAUUUACAGUUCGUUCCCCGGAGGAGGGCGGCUGCAGUUGUUGUGCAGCUAACGUGCAGCCAAUGUGCACGAAGAGAGCUUUUUACAUGCCUAUCAAUGAUCAAACGUAAGUAGUCCUUUAUUUAAAGAAAGUUGUGUUUACUUUGUAAUCGCUGUAUUCGUAUGUGACAUAAUACAAAACAAGAUGUUUACUCUCUUCCUUGUAAGUCCAAUGGUCCCACAGUAGUAGGGCUUGUUUUGGCAUAUAUCCACGGCGAAUGGGAACCUUUUCAAACUCCAAAAAGGCGCACACGCCUCUCCCUCAUAAAGCAAGGUUUUUCUGCAGCUGUUUGGCUGGCGUGAUGCGCAAAAUAAACGUAUUAAUCCACAAAAUCAGCUGAAUCCUUAGUCCUCAUACACAACAGUACCGCUGUUUAGUGAAGAGGAUGCCUUCACCCGUACACGCCACAGCGCCCUCCUCCUCAAUGCAAGACCGAAGCCGGAAGUCACUCAUUUUCAUGCCGCGGGAUUCAAAAAACUAAAUAAAUAUAGCGAUCGCUUCCACACACAUCCAAGCGGUCCAUAUCAUUCAGGAGCAUAAAAUACCGCGUGUAUUAUGAAAUAAACAUGCUUUUUCGUGUCACAUGCACUUUAAUGCCAGCCAAUGAUUUAAUUUCCAUUUAAGGUCAGUCUUUAUCUUUGUCGUCUUAUGCCAAGUACCGCCAAGUUGAAAACAGUUGAGACCUCAUCUGAAAGCUCCCAGAAAAGGGAAACCUGGACGCGUGCCGUUUUGAAUAAUUUCCUAUGUGUAAAUUAUGCAUUCGGACAGGACGGUGAGAAAAUAUAAUCGGUGAGCUCAAUGAUGCAAUGAGAUGUGCAUCGGGUCCUUGUGCAUGUUGUCGUUCAUCAAUUGCACACUAACGGCCAAAUCAGUUUCCCCAUUGAUUAAACCGUGAACGCACUGACCCAAAACCCAACCUCACGCACGACGCGUUCGCCAAUCGGAACUAUUCAUGUGAGUCGACUGAUCGUGCAAGCGGGCGAGCGGGGAGUCAGCGGGUGCAGUGCAGCCUUAUUUAACCGAGGCCGUGUAUACGUUCCAUAUGUCCUAUAUCCGUGAGGGUGGGCCUUAGCAACAGUGACUGAGCAUUCUCACGGAUUGCACCAACCCCCAGGGUUUUCUAGAAAAGUACCGCAAAACCUUGCAGUCAACUUUGCAUGUCUUUCAGGACUCGUGCCCCAAUUGGAGAUCAAACAGUAUUUUAAAAAGAAGCUAGUAAACGGAAAAAUUGCGUAAGACGGUGUUCUAUGAUAUAAAAGAACUGUGAAUCUAAGACAAAAGAUAAGUUUGAAACGAUAAUUAGCCCUUUUAUCCUUUACGUUAGUGACAUGUCAUAGGAGUCAAAGCUUUGCAACAUCAUUUACACGUCAGCAGGGUAGUUUUAAUCCAUUCAGAAAUUAAAAAAAGCUAAUUGCACAGUCAUUCCAAUGUGGAAGAGCCUGUUGCAAAAGAAAAACGAAUAAAUGUGCGAAUUAAGUAUUUAAACGGCAAUUUAGUGUACACUACACGAUAACAGGGUCAGUCAAAGCUGAAGAUGAGCGCCGUCGGGGAAAGUCCUUUGGACCCUGACCCGGCCGAGUCGCGCAAGAGGAAGGGCUCGCCAUGCGACACGUCAGCGCAAAGCCUAGAAAAGCGGCGGCGCGAGCUGGAGAGCCGUUACAUCGGCGAGCUGGCGGAGCUGCUCUCCUCAAACAUGGGCGACAUCGCCAGUCUCAGCGCCAAGCCCGACAAGUGCCACAUCCUGAAGAGCACCGUGGACCAAAUCCAGCAGAUGAAGCGGCACGAGCAGGAGAAAGCAGCUCUUCGGUCUCCGGAUGACGCGGUGCAGAAGAGCGACAUCUCCUCGAGUAGCCAGGGCCUGCUGGAGAAAGAAGCCCUGGGACCCAUGCUGCUAGAGGCCUUGGAUGGCUUUUUCUUCGUGGUGAACCGCGAGGGACGCAUCGUGUUUGUCUCAGAGAAUGUGGUGAGCUAUCUGGGUUACCCUCAGGAAGAGCUGAUGAUGACCAGCAUCUACAGCAUCCUGCACGUGGGAGACCACAACGAGUUUGUCCGCAAUCUGCUGCCCAAAAGUCUGGUGAAUGGCGUGCCAUGGCCUCAGGAGCCAGGCCGCAGGAGCAGCCAUACCUUCAACUGCCGCAUGCUGAAGAGGCCGCCUGACGAGAUGGACUCCGAGAACCAGGAGGCCCGGCAGCAAUAUGAAAUCAUGCAGUGCUUUAGCGUGUCGCAGCGCCGCGCCGCCGUGCAGGAGGAGGGAGAUGACCUGCAGAGCUGCCUGAUCUGCAUCGCCUGCCGAAUGCCUCGUCCUCCGCCCGUCAGCACAGAGUCUUUUAUUACUAAGCAGGACCCCACAGGGAAGAUUGUCUCAAUUGAAACCAGUGCUUUGCGGGCGACUGGCCGGCCCGGCUGGGAGGACCUGGUCAGGAAGUGCAUCUAUGCCUUCUUCCAGCCGCAGGGCAAAGAACCCUCCCAUGCCAAAAAGCUGCUGCAUGAGGUGAUGACACACGGCACUGCCAUCAGCCCGUUGUAUCGCUUCACCUUGAGCGACGGCACACCGCUAAGCGCUCAGACCCGCUGCAAGUUCUGCUGCCCCCCCAACCCAGACGUUCAGCCCUUCAUCAUGGGCAUUCACACUAUUAACAGGGAACACAACACUGGUAGCUCUCAGGAAAACACUAACCCCAGCCUUCAGCCAACCCUGGGCAACCUCGCCCAGGCGCCCUCGCGCUCGCCGGUCCUCGCUGCUGGCAGCAACUCAAAACAAACCUCAGGCCCCGCCGCUGCCUCAGCCUCCGCCGCCCCUUCCGCCUCGACGGGGCUUCACCCCGGCAACAGUAACGUGUCUCCCCAACGACUGAAUCCGGCCGCCGGCUACCCGCCCUCCAGCCGGACGCGUCCCCAGCAGGGCAGUAGCCCGUCUCCUCUCAGCAGCCCCACCACAGCCGCCCCUACCUCGUUUAUGUCGUCCGCCGUGUCGCGGGCCAGUCCCGGCUUGGCUGGGAGCCCGCGGGUGCCGGGCCUCCACUCGCCAGCCGGCGCACUGAACAGACAACUUAGUGGCGGAGACGCUAGUAACGGCGCACAGGCCGGGUCGAAAGGAUGUUUCUCCAGACAAGCCAGCUUCUCGUCCUCCCGGCUUGGAGCGGACGGAGGGGUAGAAGACUCUGUCAAAGCCCCCCUGGCACCUGCCGCACCGCCUGCUCAUCUCAGACUUAAUCAGCCGCUGGACAGCAAUGGGAAAGGAAGUGACGCUAGUGACAUCCACUGCACCUCGUUGCCUCAUCCCAAACCCUUUCCUCAGUGUCCUGCUUCCCACAGCACACUGACGGAACGACACAAAAUCUUACACAGACUGCUCCAGGACAGCAACGAUUCCACCUCCACCUGCUCCACCUCGACUACCGCAGCCACCCCUGAGGACGGCGUGAACAAAAGUGAGGUGGAGAUCAAGAAAGAGCCGCCGUCCAGUCCCUUAGUGAGCACUGCGCUCCAGCGCUCGACUUCCAGAGAACCGCAGGACCACCAGCUGCUUCGCUUUUUGCUUGACACGGACGAGAAGGACUUGGGAGACCUGCCACCUCCCUCGGCGCUCAGCCUACAGACAGUUCGGGUGAAGGUGGAGAAGCGAAACACCGGGGACGCGUGCGUGGCAACAGUGGGUACGAGCCCCGUCGCCAAAGCCCCGGCUUGCGCCAGCCCCAAAUCCAGUCCCGUGGGGGAGAGACGGCGAGACAGCCGCCGCGAUAGCCGCGACUCCACUAUGUCAGGUGGAGGCACGGACACAGAGACCACAACCCAGCUGCUACCCGCCCUCAGAGGCCCGAACGUGGCCAAGCAGGGCACAGAUGACGUCGGAGUCCACCAACUCCCCUCUCCGGCCCCCCAGGCUCCAGCCCAACUCCAGUCCCCGGGCCCUCCGAUGCAGUCUCCGCUGUCCCAGCCCCGCUUGCAGUCCCCAUCGCCCCAGCUCCAAUCACCCUCCCCCCAGCUCAAGCUGCAGUCACCCACCCAGGCACAGCCAGGUGGCAUCAGUGUGAAGAGGGAGCCGCCUGGUACUCCGAAUAGAGGCAACAAUGAUGGUGGCCCCACUUCAGGCUGCAAUCUCCAAAGUCAGUCAGCGUUUGAUUUCUGCAGUCCUCCGACACCAAGCCAAGGAAAAGGACAGGGAGACCUCUUCCAGGGCACCAAAAACAGCAGCAGUCCCUUUCCUGAGGCAGAAAUCGUCAACCUGUUCAGUUCAACCACUGGCCCGACCAAGUUGGAUUUGGCGGAGUCACAGUUCCAGCCACUGACUCUGUCUGACUCGUUGUCCUUUGAUGCCCUCGGAACGCCAUUGCAGACACCUCUUACUUCGCCCCAGGAGCAGUGUGUGCCCUGUACGCUGGAUGAAGUCCUAGGACCACCGAACACACCCGAGGCCCGGAAUGAUGAGAAAGCUCUGCUGGAACAGCUGGUCUCCUUCCUUAGCGGCACUGAUGAAAGCGAACUAGCGGAGCUAGACAAAGCCCUUGGUAUUGACAAGCUUGUGCAGGGCGGCUGCUUCGACCCGCUGGCCCAAAACUUUCCGCUUCAGCAAGUCACCGCUCCCCCACUUACAUUGGACAGUAAACCACCCUCCUACCCUUCCCAAUUCACGCCACCUAUUCAGUUUUCCCCGGAGCUGGCGGCAGUAGGGCAGCAGGCGCUAGCCUUCGCUCCCGCUCGGGCGACUUUGCUCAGCGCGGCGACCACCACCGUUGUGGGAGUCCGGCCGGGGAUGGUCCGGCCGCCGCAGGGGAUGAGCCCUCAGCUCAGGCUGCCGCCCAACCAGCUGCGGCUACAACUGCAGCAAAGACUUCAAGGUCCUCAGCAGCUCCAGAACCGACUGGCGAUGAAUACGUUCCCCGCAAGUGGAGGAGGUCCACAUAUGGCUGUUCGUCUGGGGGCGCCGCAACCUCAAAUUCCUUCACAACCUCCACUAAACGCUCAGAUGCUGGCUCAGCGUCAGAGGGAGCUGUACAGCAUCCAGCACCGCCAGCGUCAGCUUUUCCAGCAGAAGGUCAUGCUGAUGAGACAGAACAUGGCCACCGCCGCACCCGCCGGGGGCGCCGCACCCGUCGCCGCCGCCAGGGUCCCGAAAAUUGCCAACAACAACGCGCCUGCGCCUCAGCAGCAGCCGGCGCAGUUCAACUUCCCCGCCGGUUACAGCCUGGUAUCGGGGAACCCUCCUACCUCACCCGGUCACUUCAGUGGCCCCAUGCCAGGAGGGGCGCCCGUUCCGGGGAGCCCCGUUGACGGCAAGUUAAAUAGCCAGACAACGUUGCUGGGCGGCGUGCAGGCUCCUCCCUUUGGUGGAGGAUCGUCAUUGCAGCAGCCAGGGCUGAUGCAGCAGUUUGGGGGAGCUGCCAUGGUGCAGCCGGACCCGCCUUUCCCUCCUGAGAUGAGCCCUUCUAGUCCGCUGUUAUCACCUCAGAACUCCACUUCCCAGAGUCCGCUGAUGCAGCAAGCCCCGCCUUCUGGCUAUCAAUCCCCAGACAUGAAGAACUGGCAGCAGACCAGCAACAGCCUUUUCAGUCCAUCGCCGCAGCACAGCGGGGGUCAGACGUUUAGCCAGCAGGGAAUGUACAACAACAUGAGCAUCACAGUGUCCAUGGCGGGGAGCUCUGGCAGCGUGGGGUCCUUACCAUCCUUGGGGCAGCCGGUCAGCAGCUUGAACAGCAGCGGCAGCGUGAGCUCACUGUGUAAUGACCAGCAGGUGCAGCAGGUUCAAGUUUUCGCUGACGUCCAGUGCACCGUCAACCUGGUGGGCGGCGAUUCCUACCUGAAUCAGGCAUCCAUCGCGGGCGGCGCCGCCCAAAAGAGUCCUGGACCCCCGCCGGCCUCCCAGACCAGCCAGGCCCAACAGAAGAGCCUCCUCCAGCAGCUGCUCACCGAGUGACGCCCCUCCAAACCUCCUCUCGAAGCGUCGACCCACUACUCCCUCUUUACUCGUACGCCUCCUCUGGACCCGUGGCAGUCUCACCUCAUUUCUGGACGGAGGGCGUCUGGCCGUGGGGGUGUUUAACCACUUCCCGUGCCGCGGAGGGCGCCGGCGAGCUGCCUGUCUGACAACCUGUCUGACAACCUGUCUGUCUGCCUCAGCCAAUUCAAGGCAGUGUUGUCUUUGCUGCUCAUCCCCGCCCCCGACCAACCAUCACCUACCACCUGCUUCCCGGUCGCUGUCCAAUCAGGACAGGGGAGUACCCCGGAGGGGCGGCGUCCCCCGCCUUGGCUUUUUUUUUGGUUCGCUUUUCCGGGAAUGUGACGACGGAAGCUCGGUAUCAGCUGGUUCUGCGAUGCGCUCUCUCUGUCAGCCUCACAGUGCCUGGUGGAAGUUUGAGCUUCAUCUUCUUUUUCUUCUUCCACACACGAUGAUUUGAUUUUUGUUUGUUUUCUUCUCGGUUUUGUUCCGCUCUCUUCAUCCUCAUCAUCUCGAUCAACUUUGACAAACGACCGAUGUACGGAUGGGAGACGGACGGGAUGCUGCUCACUUUUUGUUUAGUUUUCUUGGGAACUCUUUUACUUUUGUAUUAAGUAUAAAACAAAAACCGUGAGAGACUGUUGGGAUUAUUUAACAGUCGCGUGUUUAUUAGCCCUCACCUCAGCAGCUGUGAAUAUGAGGCCAGCUCGGCCUCCCUCUUUCAUCCUCUCUUUUUCUAUACCGUGCUAACUCGGCCUAUCAGUGUUGUUUGCCAUGCGGGCGUGUGUAGUGUUGUACAGUACAGAAGGACAGUAACGGCCAAAAACACCCCUUUCACACAGUAGCGAUUAGGAAAACGCGAGCAUUGGUUAAUGAAUUUCCUGUUUAUUGUUUACCAAAGUGAGGGAAGGUCAACAUUUUCAACAGUUUUUAAAGUCGGAACUAUUUUAGCACGGGUUUCACUAAUGCUAGGCGAUAUAGAAAGUUUAUUUUUAUGAUUCGGGCGGUUUUAAAUCGUGAUGAUUAUAUGCCAUGAUUUGGUAUUGACGGCACAAGGCAUCUAGCACUGAUUAAAUACAAUAAUAACUAGGCCCUCGCACUUUGGCGCAACUCGGACGUCACGCAAACUCGGAGGGCACGCAGGUCAGGUUUGUGGCAGGUUGUCCCCCUCACAUCCUCUCAUGAGAACCUAACUUGGUCGAAAGUCACCUCUUUUUUAGCGGGGAUUAAAAAUACAUUCACAUACCUAAGAGAAAAAAGCCUAUUGAAGAGGGUCCUAAAAAAAUGGAGGCGCUACUGAGCUGUGCAGCCAUGUCCUAAUUCAAAACCAAAAUGUAUUUACUCUACGUUGAAAAAACCUAAUGGGAGAGGCCUUUUUUUAAAAAGAUCAAGGGGGCGCCACUGAAUUAAGUUUGUUUUUGAGAGGUGGCAAAAUAAUCGAAAUAUAUGCCAAGCUGCAUUUAUGUGAAAACUUUGGUUUUCGAGCUUUUUAAAGCCUUAAAUUCUGCUGCCACUGGUUGGCGCUGUAGGAUUGAUGCAUAUGACCCCUACAGGGCCCUUCAGGGUACGACUCUCAACAAGCACAGGAAGUUUGGCGCAUAUAUGUUGUAUAUCUGCCAAGUUAUGACUGUUCAAAGCUUGUGGUGAGACAAAUGGCUAGUCAUUUUCACUUUCCUGUUUGGAACCCUCCGCUUCAACGAAACCUCAGUAUUUUUCAUCAGGCACCUGAACACGUCUUAAGGCUCCCCUGAUGUAGGUUUGAGGUCAAUUGAUUUUUUACCCUUGGAGGAGGAGACUGUCUCGUAAAAAAGGGUGUUUCCUGUUCCCAGCAGGGGGCGCCAGGCCUAAUGGGGAAUUUUCAGGCUGAGAUACCUCACAUACAUGCCAGAUAUGAAAAUGAUUGAACCUUGUAUCAAGGAGUCAUUUACUGCAUUUGUCGUUUCGCCCAAAAAUGGCCGACUUUGGCACCCCGCCCAGGUCAGACCCAUGAAGGAAAACGCACCGUUUUGAAAAUUUAAGCUCUCAUAUAUCUCCUGAACAGUCUCACCAAUUUUGAAGACGAUCCAACUAACUCCCUCGGCGAAAAGGUCUCAAAUGUGCAACCUGUAAAUCAAUAAAAAUUUCACAUUCGAUCACAAAUUAACGAUUUCCUAUUGGGUUUGGAAUAUGGGUGCCAGUGCUUUUUUGGAGCAGUUUUGGACAAGGUAUAGACUCCCCAAAUUUCAUUGCCCUACGCUGACAAACCCUAAUGUUAUAGGCAUAUUUUGAAAUUUCAAGGGUGCGCCACUGAGCCAUUUUGUUGCAUUUUUUUGCAACGUUGCAAAAUUAUCGAAAUUUAAAUUUUGCCGCUCAUAUGUGCAAAUUUCGGUGAGUCAUUUGACGAGAAUUAAAAAAAUAUAUAUUUGCAUUAACAUAGGGCCUUCGCACGCCUCGUGCUCUGGCCCUAUUUAUCUGGGUCUUUGAAAAAAGACCCAAAUAGUGUUAAAUUAGGUUUUUUUUUGAAUGGGAUUUCUUCAGCGCGCCGCACAGCCCGAACCGUUUGACCAAUUGGCACUGUUCGAACCGGAAUUUUCAUGCGACGCAGGGAAUUGUUCGAACGACCCUGAUAAAUUUUCCGUGUAAAAAAGUUGUAUAUAGAAUUUGGAAAAACUUUUUGGUUCCCUGGAAAUUUGCCAAAAACUUACCCAUUCAUUUUGAUGGGCCAUUGACGUGCAAAUUUCCCAUUUACUUCCAAUGGAAUUUAUAUUGCAUUGAUGCCGUUGACGGCCAUGUAUGUCAAUCUAUUGAUGCCAAUGUACUUGGAUUCCAUUGACGGCUAUGGAUGUCCAAAUUUUUUUUCCAUUCAUUUUCAAUGGCAAAAAAAACAAAAACAAUGUCCCCAAAUCACAAGGAAAUUACCUGAUAUUCAAUAGGACGUGUCCCCCAAUGAUUCCAUUGACGCAUAUGGAUGGUGAUGCCAUUGACGGCCAUGGACGUCCAAAUUUUUUCCCAUUCAUUUACAAUGGCAAAAAAGCCAAUGUCCCCAAAUCAAAAGGAAAUGACCAGAUAUCAAUAGGACGUGUCCCCCAAAUAUCCCCAAAUGACCUGUAUGACCAGGCCACGUCUGCCAAAUGCCCCCAAAUGACCUGAUAUGACUAGGCCACGCCCCCAAAUGUCCCCGAAUGACCUGACAUGACCAGGCCACGCCCCCCAAAUGUCCCUGAUAUGACCAGGCAACGCCCCCCAAAUGUCCCCAAAUGAUCUGAUAUGACCAGGACACGCCCCCCAAAUGUCCCCAAAUUAACAGGAAGUGACCCGAUAUUGUCCCCGAACUGUCCCCAAACCAACCUGGGCGGGGCUAAGAGCUUUAUCUCCACACAGCAAAGACCCAGAGUAAUUUCUCCAGAAAUUGCAGUUUCUAGUUAACAAUAAAAUAGAAUAAUCCUUAAUAAUGUAGGCUCAUGUAGUCUAGAUUUGGAUACCAAAUGUUAAUUUUGUGCCCUACAUCAGUGGUCUCCAACCUGGUCUUCAAAGGCCCGCUGUUGGUGCAGGAUUUCAUUCCAUCCUAACAAGAUGACUACACUUUUUCACCAAUCUGGUGUUUUACAAGUGCAAUGAGUUGAUUGCAGUCAGGUGCGGCUUAUUUUAGCAGAAACCUCAUUGGCUCAGCUAUCUGUGCUGGAUCGGCAGGAACAAAAACCACGCUGCUAUUGACGGCCAUGGACGUCCAAAUUUCCCAUUCAUUUCAAUGGCAUUUACUUAGUUUAAUGCUAUUGACUGGCAUGUUUGUCCAUUCUAUUGAUGCCAAUGUACCUGGAUGCCAUUGACGGCCAUGCUCGUCCAAUUUUUUCCCAUUUUCAAUGGCAAAAAAAACAAUGUCCCCAAAUCAACAAGAAAUGACCAGAUAUCAAUAGGACACGCCACCAAAUGACCUAAUAUGAUCAGGCCACACUCCCCAAAUGGGGCUAAGAUCUGUAUCUCCACAGAGCAAAGACCGAGAGUAAUUUCUCCAGAAAUUGCAGUUUCUAGUUGAUUUAAGAAAACGUAUAAUAAAUGUGUAUGUUAUUAGAAUUGACAACAGCAUUUUAUCGCCUAGCAUUAGUUGUUUCCCAUAUUUGUGCGCCAAUUUUCCCAACAACCCACCUGGGCUCUGUGUGAAAGGGGUUAUUAUCGCAGCCGUUUUCAAGCUGUACUGAGAAAUAUUGCAGCGGAGGAGGAAGUAGUCGUUCCCCCACCUUCUAUAAAAUGUGAAGAAAUUCAUCCAAACGUACCCCAACCCUGCAUCUUAGAGUUUAGCGCCUACGUCGCCAUUUUUUGUCGUUUCCGAACCCUUCAAGGAAGCACUUCAGGCCGAGCUGGGUGCGUUAAAGUCGUCGUCGGUGGCAAACAUUCUCUCACUCGCCCCGCCAAACCGCUUUGUUUACGGUAUAUUCGCGCCCGGGUUUUUGGCAUCCUGCACUUAAAGACUCCCUCAAACGGACGGCGCCGUCAGGAGAUGCUCUGUCAUUCCACGCCCUACCUCAGAGCACUUUUCUUUUGAUUUUCUUACGAUUACCUCAUCCUCUUCUCUACCAGACGUGCACGUCGCCUGGUUUUCGGACCUCGUUUCACACUGUGAUCUCAGCUCGCUGGUUUCUUCUUCGGUUAUUUUAUAUUUUGUGUAUUACAGUGACGCAGUAUCGAUCCAGGAAAACCGCAAUGUGCUCUUUCACACUUUGUAGACUUCAUUACUUUUUUUUUCUUUCCAGUGACGACCAUUUCUAGACUUUGCUGUAUUUUUCUAAGGGAGUGACGGCAAAUGAAAGUAUCGGGCCAGGUCGAAAUUCAGGAAGUUGUCGCGACGUGGUGAAAGGCUUUGACUUUUUUUACGUGUUGUAACUGAAAAGGUCUUGCUUGCCCCUCGCGUUCUUCCGUACCGCACUCAUCCGAGCACACGGGUGCACAAAGUGGGCCUGGUUAAUAAUUGUAACCUAAACUUUGAAGUUGAAAUGUAUUUAUUUGCAUCCCAGUAUCACACUAAUUGGUUGUAAAUUAUACAAUUACAGAUAAUUAUCUAUACAGUGCAUCCAGGAGGUAUCACAAGCCAAGUAGAACAUUGGGAAUUCUACACCAUUUUUGCAGCUUUAAAAAAAGUCAGAAUAUAUUUUGUUUGAUGGUGCCUUGAGAUGUUUUUUUCAUGGCCCAUAGUUCCACAUUUUAAUGAAUAGAAAUGCAAUCAGCAAAAAAAAAAUCGGCACUCUGAGAUAAUUUCGCAGCCAAAUUAUUGCCAUAUUUGGAAGAGGGGACACUCCCUUAUACGCAGUUUUAGUGAAAUUUUACGUUUUGAUUAGGGAUGUCCCAAUAGCAUAUUUUUUGCAUCCGAGUCACCUGAUUUGGAGAAUCUGCCGAUACCUGAACUGAUACCGAAAAAAAAAUUGUUACGCCCCCAAAAAUUUUAACAUGUUACUAAUUAUUUUUAAACAAAAAUAAUGUGGAAAAUAUUUGCCGUUAGGCCUGCAGCUAUCGAUUAUUUUAGUAGUUGAUUAAUCGAUGAACUAGUUUGAAUAAUCGAGUAAUCGGAUAAGGAACAUAAUUACAAUACCUGACCCUCAAACGGUAUAAAAAAGUAAAUAAAUGAGCAUAUAUGUACAACAAAUGAACAAUUGGCUAACUUACAUCGCAAAAGUUCGGUAGUUUAAAUGCUAUUAAAUGCCAAUGUUUUUUUUUUUUACAAUGCUCUUAAUAAAUAGAUCAAACUAGGGUUGUUCCGAUCAUGUUUUUUUGCUCCCGAUCCGAUCCCGAUCGUUUUAGUUUGAGUACCUGCCGAUCCCGAUAUUUCCCGAUCCGAUUGCUUUUUUUUGCUCCCGAUUCAAUUCCAAUCAUUCCCGAUAAUUUUUCCCGAUCAUAUACAUUUUGGAAAUGCAUUAAGAAAAAAAUGAAUAAAACUCGGACAAAUACAUACAUUCAGUACAUAAGUACUGUAUUUGUUUAUUAUGACAAUAAUUCCUCAAGAUGGCAUUUACAUUAUUAACAUUCUUUCUGUGAGAGGGAUCCACGGAUAGAAAGACUUGUGACUUUGUAUAUUGUAACUAAAUAUUGCCAUCUAGUGUAUUUGUUGAGCUUUCAGUAGCCAUGCCCAAAUGCAUGAUGGGAAGUGGAACCAUGACCCUGCUUAGUGCUACCAAUUGAUAUAUAUUCUCUGCGUUGGGAAAUAAAAUAAGGUGUUAAGAAAAAGAUCAGUUGCUACUUUUCUUCCCCACAUUGCUUCCCAUGAUAUUUCUAAUUGUAGGGAGAGGGAUUGUAAGGCUUUAGCCAAUCAUAAAAAGGCUCCAAAGGCUGCCAUAAUUCAUUCUACUCAUUUUACGCUGCCUUUUAUCUCUCUAUAUAGGUAAAACGGCACCACUACAGAUUGAGCGCAACAAUGCGUGAGUGGGUCGUGCAGUGCAUGCAUUAAUUGCGUGAUACCGUGAUACAUUCGUAAAAAAAUUACUGCCGUUAUCGGGAUAAAUUUGAUAACCCUACCUUAAGCCUAAACUAAAGACUCUGGAUGAGUGUAACAUAUUAUGUCUGUAACGUUAAAUACAAUUAGAAAACGAUUUAAUUAAUCAUCCCUAGUCUAUAGUUUAGAAUGACUGAAUAAGGGGCAUAGAGCAUGGAUUAUGGUCAUUGUGUCUGAAGUGAAUGUAUGUCUAGUGGUUGCAUUUCCAUAUGAACGGCUGUUGUCUGUCCAACAACGACUUGCCAAUUCAAAAGCACUUGGUUCAUUUUGGCCACCUCUGGGUUUUCGGGGGGGGUAGACAAUGUCAGCCAUUGUUUGGGAGUAGCAGGAGUACCAGAUUUCUCUGGGACUUCUCGUGUUAAAGAUUAAAGCAACAAAUAGCAGUAAAAGAUGCUGAGUAACCAACUAUUAUAAUUGCCCCCAAAUAAUUAUUCUCUAAAACUUUACCGUUUCUUGCCCCAACCCCCCCACCCCCACCUUUGAACAAGUAUAUCCUCCCCUGGAGAGAAUGAUUUUGAAUAGACUUCAUCCUUACAUUAUGAAGUCUAUGGAUUUUAUAACAAAUUGGAAUGUAGCUGUAAUGUUGUCAAAGCUGUGAACACCUUAUGGAUGCAUUGUAUACAUUGUAUUUAUUGCAUUAAAUCUUCAAUUGAUUCAUUAUAAUCAAAUUAAAUAAAACUCUAGCUUUAGAAUGUUUUUUAAAAUUGAGUAUAAAAGUUUGCCUACUCCUGAUUCUAGCAUGACUUUGCAUCUUUUUGUCUUUUCUCUAGGUUUGGCGUUGAAAAUUUACUACUGCGACGUGGUAAAAAAAUGUAACGCUCAGAAAUGUUUUCUCUCGUUUUUUUGUAAAUUUCUGGCAAAGUGGGAGAAUGUUUCAUUUUCUUUUGUCGCGUGUCACAGUCCCUCCGGCAAUGUUUUUUCUGCAGGGAUGAGGAAUCCUUUCCUCUCUUCACUCCACACUACAACAAAAAGCCAAAAAAACAAGCGAUGCACGUUGAAAUUCCAGAUGUUAUGCAACAGCUGCUCAAUGGAAAGGCCUCCCUUUUCCUCCUCUUCCUCCUCCUAGUCGGCAGGUACAGGCUUUUUUGUUAACAUGAUGUAAAUAACAAAGAAAUGUGAAUAAUAAUAGGAGAAUCAUCAUCAUCAAGACAAGUUUGUGGUAAAUAACUACUCGCCUCCGUCAUUUUUUAAGAUUUUUUUUUUUUUUUUUUUAAAUUCUUUGGAUGAGGAUGAUGAUGCGUAUGUAUAUGACUAUCAGUGCGUGUGAUGAAUACUGUAUAUUGUUAUGGAUCCUCUCCUUCCCUGCUCCACGUGUCCCAUGCCAGAGAAUGGUUUCUAUAGCGACUGCUGAAUGUGAUUUUUACUGAGCGACGAGCAGUUUGGACUGGCUUUUGUUUUUUUUUAUUUGUCGUCGUACGGGUUAAUUUAAGAGAAAAAAGGCCAUAUUGUAUAUUAUUUUUUUUUUCUCUUGUUGUCAUAGCCGACGUGAGAGAGUGGAAGCUUUGCAGGGCGGAGAAAACACCACCAGACUGUGUGUUUGUUUUUUGUUUUUUUUAAAAAAGUUUUUUAUGCCCCUUUUAGUUAGCGUAAAUGACCAAAGCCUCAAAAAAUGUAUGCAAACUUUGUCACUGGACGUUAGCGCCCCCUGUUUAUUAAGCUAUGCAAAGGAAACAAACACUGGAGAGAGAGCACCAAUCCAAAACCAAACCAAUUAUGUUCAGAAAAAAAUUAGUCCAUUAUUGAAAAGUUGACUGUAGUACACAUCUAGUGUUAGAAUAAUGCCAAUUCUAUAUCUAGCAGGGCUUUUAAAAACUAAGGAUCCUGCCCUAAUACGUUGGGGGAAAAUAAUUACGUCCACACCAGCACGUUUGUGGAAAAAAAAAAAAAAAUUUAACAGCCAACCACAUAUCAAUGCACGAUAAAUAAUUGUCCAUAAUACCCCUAAAUAGAAGCAAAAAAAAACCACCUAAUUUACUCCAAAUGUAAACAUUGGUCUCAUUUGUGACGUAGGGACAAAGUUUGUCGCUGGCAAGUGACGUUUCCACAGUUAAAUCUUCGGGUAUCUGUGUCCACUUGAUGGCGCCACAAAUGCAGAAUUCGUACAUCUUCACUUUGGGCGCAGUUUUCAAGGACUAGGACUGCAGCUAUCGAUUAUUUUAGUAGUCGAUUAAUCGAUGAGCUAGUUCGAAUAAUCGAGUAAUCGGAUAAGGAACAUAAAAAAUUAAAAAUACCUGAGCUGAGCCUCAAACGUUAUGGAAAAAUAAAUGAGGAUCUAUGUACAGCAAAAGAAGAAUUGGCUAACUUGCAUAGCAAAAGUCCACUAGCUUAAAUGCUAUAAAACGCUAAUGUUUUUUUUUCAUCUUUUUCUUACAUCGCUCUUAACAAAUGCCUAGGACACAUAUUCCCACAAAAAAAGCUAAAUAUACUGUCAAGUUCAAAAAUAGACCCUUAGGUAGACAUUAGUAAAAUUACCCAAAAAUAAGGAGAGAAGACACUCAGUUUUCUUGGCCAAGGAGAGCAAAGAGGGACUAAGACAGAGGAAUGCUAAAUUACGCUGUAUAGUCACCAAAAUUGAUCUAAGGAAAAACCCUCCUUGCUCUUUUUAUUAGGGGUUUGUCCUAACACAGAAAGGGUGCCGCCCUGAAGGGAGAGGGAAAGCAAGCUGGAGACACCCAUGUGAUUUUGGUUGGCUAUGUGUGAGCAUGUAGGUGGAACUAACUAAAUACACGUGUGUAAGCAACGGCACAGGUUAAAAAUGGUCAGAAUGACCCAGACACUUCAGUUAUGCAACGCUGCGGCCAUGGAAGAUGUCCUCGAAUGGAAAAUUGUCCUCGAAGUUCUAGACGAAAGUCCAGACGCCAGGUGCUGAAGAUGUCCCGGAAGGUCUAGUUACGCAAUAAUGGCCAUGAAGCAAGGCAGUUGUCAUCCCGACCCUCUUUACUCUUUGUAACACUUAAACAUUAUACUACAACCUAGUAUAGCAAGCAAUAGGCAGUGUAUCCACCCAGAUCAAUAAAACUAAAUGCAAACACUCAAAACAAACCAUUUUAACGCCACUUUAAUUAAACGAAUACUUGAAGCAGCAUAAUUUCAUUUGAAUCUUUCUUUUCCCUAAUCGAAUACUCGAGUUAAUCGAAUAAUCGUUGCACUCCUAUCAAGAACCCUUGUUUAAAUGUGCAUGUUGAUGAUUGGGCAUACUAUAGAAAAAGUUCGUUUUGCCAAAUACGCUGCUAGGUGUAGACAUGGCAAAGUUAAAAUUUUCAGAACGAUGAAACACGCCACAGCUUGCAGGCCAAUGAUUGGAUGUCAUGUUGUCACUGGCACUGAGAGAGUUUAUGGAAAGCCACCAUUUUGUAUACAAACUAAGCAAUGUUUUUUUGUUUUGUUUUUUUUUUUUUAAUUUUAUUUUCAAGUAAUUUUUUGCAGUGUCAGAUUCUAAAAAAAAAAAAAACAACUUAAAAAAAAUUGGCGAUGCAUCCCUUAAAUUUACAUUUUUAUUCACUUUAAUCCAGUUUAGCAGCAAAAUUUGAAAGUUUGCAAAAAAAAAAAAUUCAUCAGCAUUAAUUAACUUUGAGGAGGGUGGCAGGUAGAGGUGUGCGAAAUUUCAAAGUCUUAGAUCAUUCACGAUUUGGCCGUGGAAGAUUCGGGAACAAUUUACAAACAUCCAAAUUCCGAUUAUUGACAAGCGGAAUUAAAACACAGCGUGGUCUUCAGGACGCAAUGAUACCCCAAAAUCAACUGGAAAUGACCAAAAAUCAGUAUAUUGGAUUAGUGCUGCAACGAUUAAUUGAUUUUGAAAGUGUUUGCAUUUAGUUUUAUUGAUUUGGGUGGAUACACUGCCCUCUAAAGUCUGCCUCAUUUCACAUGGCUGAAUCCAGCUGCUUUUUUUUUUUUUUAAUGCAUUCGUAAUUUAGUUUAUAUGUAUAUUUAGCUGUUUUUUUUUUUUUUUUUUUUUUUUUUUUGGGGGGAAUAUGUGUCUAAACCAUUUGUUAAAUCCAGCUGCUCCAUGUUCAGACCAACAUAAGCCAAGUUUUUGUUUGAGCUUUUUUUUUUUUUUUUUUUUUUAAUUCUUUCGUAAUUUAGUUUAUUUGUAUAUUUAGCCUUUUUUUUUUUUUUUAUGUGUCUAAACCAUUUGUUAAGAGCAUUGUAAAAAAAAAAAUAGCGUUAGUUUUAUAGCAAUUAAGCUAGAGGACUUUUGCUAUGUAAGUUAGCCCUUGUUCUUUUGUUGUACAUAGAUCCUUAUUUAUGUUUUAAUACCGUUUGAGGUUCAACUCAGGUAUUUUAAUUUUUCAUGUUCCUUAUCCGAUUACUCGAUUAUUCGAACUAACUAGUUCAUCGAUGAAUCGACUACUUGAAUAAUCGAUAGCUGCAGCCCUAUAUUGGAUAUUGUUGAAUGAUUUCCUGACCCAUGUAUCGAUAAUUGUUGUAUCGCCGUAUCGUGAUCUCAUGAUAUGGCGGUUUGCACCCCUAAUUGCCACCAUUAAAUGCUAAAAGUAUUUGCAAAAAUUGGGGUCAUAACGAUACAUCAGGUGGUUUAGCGAUGAUCCAAUCAGAGAUGUGCUGCUUUGUUCAAAAAACAAAAAAAAAUCAACGAUAGCACCCUUGGGACAAGAUAAAUUUGCUUUCCAGCUAGAGUAAAUUUGGACAUUUCAGUAAUUCAGUUUGGCUAACUUCUUGACAAACCGCUGAAAACUGUGAUCAGCUUUAGCAAUGCUAGUUUGCUAGUUAGCUGUAAGUAAAUGAUGUGUGCGCCACAUAAACACUCAAAAGUGUGGCACAAUUAGCCCCCAAACUGCAAGUUUGAAACCUGUAGUUUACAUAUUAAGCAAUUGAAAGCCUUUAAAUCGAACUGUGGCAUACCUUGUAUAAUUGUCAACUGUAUCAUUGUCCAAAUGAUCAAGAUCGUUGUUUAACAUCCCUUGCGGUUAUCGUCAAAAAAAUUCUUUCACCACAGUUUCAGAUUUUAUGAAAUGAAAAAAUGGGAGAUACAUGGUUUUCAAUUAUUAGCUUUAUUUUUCAUGACUCAGACCUCAACCUUUCAGAACAUUCCGGAUCACAGUACGACACCCUAACCCAGUUUCUCAUUUUGUCAAAGCACUUCCCACUGUAUGUUUUGAUAUCAAGUCUGGUUGCUUUUUCUCCGCUUUCAAGCGCUGAUGUUCCACUUUCUCCCCUUGUACAAAUUAAUAUAAAUAAAUAUAUAGAGAUAUAAAUAUGAUACAUUUUACUUAUUUUUUUUCCUCCUUUGUAUAUGACCCUCAUGUAAGGUUUGGUUGUGAAGAAAAGGCACGGGAGCAGCUACAAUAUGAGUGACAGUGUUCAUUUCAGACGACUUUUUUUUUUUUUUUUUAUGCAUGUUGGGAGUUUUUCAGUCUUUUUUUGUUUUACAACCCCCCUGUCCACUACCACCUCCCACCAAUCUGUUCAGGUGUGAAUUGAAAUUUUCAUUUUUUUGGGGUGUUCAAGACAAUCAGUGUGGGCCGCUUCGGUGCCCCGUUCCUGUUUCGGACUCAUUUGUACAAAAAAAACAAAAAAACCACCUCUACUGGAACUUUUUUUUUUUGUCUGUGGCUGCUCAAGUUUACACACACUAAAGAAACACACUUCUCGAGUACACACAAAACACCUCGUGCAUCAUUUUUGAUCCCUCGCUCUUUUUAAAAGAACCUUCUUUUGAAUGUUUUAGUUGUGUGUCUAUUUUAUUUGCUCCUAUUUUGAGGUGAGGAUGCCCACCUUCUCUGGAGAACAUGAUCCUUUCUUUUUUUUUUUUUUUUUUUUUUUUUUUUUUUUCGGACUAACAAAUCUAUAACAUCUGAAUAUGAAUGUGGGAAUGCAACACAUUGCAAUAAAAGCACCAUUUAAAAUGUAGACACCGGCCGACUUUAUAUUUAUUGGUGUGUUUUAACACUUAAAACAAUAGAAAACGCCUACAGUAAUUUUCAGACUAUAAGCCGCCAUCCACCAAAUUUGGCACGAAAACAUCAUUUGUUCAUAGAUAGGCCGCACUGGAAUAUAAGCCG